This is a messenger RNA of Caenorhabditis remanei, 921 nucleotides long. RefSeq lists its product as uncharacterized. The record is from RefSeq and is a predicted model, not a curated record. Gene Ontology annotation, biological process: mitochondrial ATP transmembrane transport; mitochondrial ADP transmembrane transport. The transcript has 8 exons. Gene Ontology annotation, cellular component: mitochondrial inner membrane. Gene Ontology annotation, molecular function: ATP:ADP antiporter activity. Lineage: Eukaryota; Metazoa; Nematoda; Chromadorea; Rhabditida; Rhabditidae. The coding region runs from base 1 to 921 and encodes 306 amino acids.
AUGUCAGUGUACACAGCCGUUCCUGGUGUAUCCAGAGAUGACGUCAUCAAAUUUUCCAAGGAUUUUAUGGCAGGUGCAACUGCAGCAGCAAUCUCAAAAACCGUCAUAGCGCCAGUAGAACGUGUUAAAUUGAUCCUUCAACUACAAAACUCACAAACAACAUUAGCUCAAGAAAAUAGGUACAAAGGAAUUGUCGACUGCUUUAUUAGAGUGCCUCGAGAACAAGGAUUCCUAUCGUUUUGGAGAGGAAAUUGGGUCAAUAUAUUAAGAUCUUGUAGCCAGGAAUCUCUUGGAUUAUCUUUCAAAGAAUUUUUCCGAAAAUACAGUUUGGAUGGAGUCGAUCCGAAAACACAACACUCCAGAUGGCUAAUAGGAAAUCUAGUAGCUGGUGGAGGAUCUGGAUGUGCCACUCUUGCCACCAUCUAUCCUCUUGAUUUUAUAAGGACGAGAUUGGCUAUCGAUUUGGGAAAAAGAAAAUCGGACAGAGAAUUCACUGGAAUGUUCGAUUGUGCUCGGAAGAUUAUCAAAAGUGACGGAGUACCUGGUUUAUACAAAGGUCUGAUACCAUCACUUCAGUACAUGAUCAUAUAUCGAGGAGCCUAUUAUGGUCUGUUCGAUACAACUGCUCCUUACAUGAAUAGUGAUGGAAAAAUGACGUUUACUGAAGCUUUCCUUGUCGGACAAGUGGUCACCUUGAUCGCUGCAAUGACUUCGUAUCCGUUGGAUACUGUCAGACGAAGGUUAAUGAUGGGAGCUGGAAAGAAAACGCUGCCAUUCCACAACACAAUAUCUUGUUUUAAAUACAUAUACACGAAAGAAGGUCCCAAAGCAUUCUUCCACGGAGCUCUUGUGAAUGCAAUUCGUGGAACUGGAGCUGCAUUAGUUCUGGCAAUCUACAAUGAACUGCAAAAGUACAUGUAA